This is a messenger RNA of Dryobates pubescens (Downy woodpecker), 1608 nucleotides long. It is a transcript of the gene TMEM186, whose product is annotated as transmembrane protein 186. The transcript has 2 exons. Bases 1 to 786 code for a protein of 261 amino acids. The record is from RefSeq and is a predicted model, not a curated record. Lineage: Eukaryota; Metazoa; Chordata; Aves; Piciformes; Picidae. Gene Ontology annotation, cellular component: mitochondrion.
AUGCUACAGUCCAGUAAACUAAUGCUGGCAUCAGAAGCCAGGCUCUGCAGGAUUAGGACUAAAGUCUGCAUGGCACCGUCUUUUGGGAGACUGCUGCAAAAUGAGCUCUGGACAUGGUCAUGGAAGAAGAGAGAUGCUCACCCACCCUGGUUUUUGGGUAUGAGAGAGUGUUUGCAGUCACCAAAGCAGCGAGUUAAAGGUGUUAACUGUUAUCCUGGGAGACAGCAAGAGCCAUCUGUGUGUCUGUGCCAUGCAGCCCCUGCUGCUGUGGUUCAACAGACUGCUGUGGAGCAGAAGACAGAAGAGUUCAAGCUGGUAUACAGGUUUCCAGGGAUUAAGUACUGCAGGAUGCUGUCCAGACUGAAGCUGUUGCAGACUGCCACCACCAUGAUCAUGCUGCCACCCAUCACCUACCUCUAUUUGCAGGACCAGGUUUCUCAGAGCGUCUUCUUGUACACCAGUGGCAUUGCACUCUUUGCUGGUGCCAUGCUGUAUGCUAUGAGCUACUUUCUGAGACGAAUCAUUGGAUUCAUCUACUUAAAUGAAACUGGCCAGACUGUCAAAGUGGCCCACCUGACCUUCUGGGGAAGGAGGAGUGACCUGUACUGUCCCAAGGAGACAGUGGUGCCUUUGGAUGAAGUUGGAGACAGCAAGGAGGAGCUGCUGCUGCAGUUCAAACGGUAUAACAGCAGAGCUAUUUUGUAUUUCACCAUUAAGUAUGGACAGAUUGUAGACAGACAGAAGUUUACUCAAAUAUUUGGAGAACUUGAGAGAUACAGCAGCUGAUUUCCAGUGGAUUUUCUUGCUGUGUGUUCAUUGUGCUUACUCCUGUGUGAAGUUUAACUGGUUGGCCUGACUGAUGUUCUUGUGUCAUUUUCCUGUGCAUAGCCUGCUGGUAAGUGCACUGUGUAGGAGGUAGAGAACAAUCUGCUGCAUUUGGUGUCUUGCCAGCUCGUUCAAGGUGUGAGCAGCACCUUCCAUGUGGGAUACAGGGAUGUGUGUGGUGCUCUGUCACCAGUGGUUCUGAGCCCAAACUGGGAACCUGCAGGAGGAGGCUGAAGUAGUGAUGCUGACUCUGACUGUUUCAACUGGCCUCUUGGAUGCUUUUGAAACAGGAAAACUCUUGAAGUGAAAGGCAGUGACUGCCAGAGCAUCCUCACUUUAAAGCCACUGUUUCUUUCAGUGAGCUUUAGGUCACCUGGGAAGGCUCUUGGAGGUAAAACUUGUCUCAUGUACACAUGAUCUGUGUAUGUAUGUGCUGGAUGCCUGAUACUGCCUGGUGCAGGAAUGAAGCUGAGGUAGCUGGAAAGAGCAAGGUAUAGUGCUGCAUGGGGUGUGUGUAGUCUCUUGGCAAGGUCUUCCAGGAGGGGGUAAUAAAAUUGGGCAAAACAAGGGUGAAAGUCACAAAACAUAGGGGCAGCUCAGGGGCAAGGGUAGGUUAAAGACUUGGCCAACAUUUCAGGAGCCUCUCAUAGGAAUCAAGGAACAACACACCUAAGCUGUUGUGCUGUGAGUUACAGGGACAGUCUGUGAUGCCCUGUUCAGUUUGGGUCCUAAUGAUCACCUUAAAACAUGGAACUACUCAUCCUUCUUUGCAUAUAUUCAUCC